ACUAUCAAUUAAUAAAAAAUGAAAACUUAAGAGUGACUUGGCUUUCCCAAAAAUCAAACACGACGAAUAUAAUCAGAAGAUUCGGUACCGUACCAUCUCAGAUUCUCCUUCUUCCAUUUCCCUCUUCCUUCUACUCUAAGGAAUCCACUUCCAUAGAAGAGUGAGAUCGAAAGAGGUAAACUGAAACAGUGAAAUGGGAGUGUUUUCCAACAAGAUCGAUCGAGAACAACUCAAUCCUGGUGAUCACAUUUACUCAUGGAGACAAGCAUACAUUUACGCUCAUCACGUCAAGAUGUGCUGGAUUGUAAGAUCUUACGUGCCAUGGAUGCCUGACAGUGCUACGAUAAGCGGAAUAUGUUUUCGUCGCUGGCGUGGUCAAGGAAUAUAUGUCGGGGAUGGAAUGGUGAACCACUUUACGAGGGGAGGAGGGCAAGAAAUUGGAACAGGAACCGUGUUGGACCGUUUCCUUUGCAGUUCAUCCCCCUCCAAUGAUACCGACACUCCAUGCCCAAAAUGUGGUGACCAAAACAAGACCGACGGUGUCAUCUCUUCCUGUUUGGAUUGUUUCCUCUCCGGCGAUAGUCUCUACCUUUUCGAGUACGGUGUCUCAACUGCCUACUUUCUGGCCAAAGCUCGAGGCGGCACUUGCACCCUUGCAGUUGCUGAUCCAAACGAAGACGUCCUUCGCCGCGCUUCUUUUCUUCUUGAAAACGGAUUUGGUGGUUACAACGUUUUCAAUAACAACUGCGAAGACUUUGCAGUUUACUGCAAAACAGGUCUGCUUAUAUCCACAAGCAUCAGUGUAGGCCGCAGCGGACAAGCAGCGUCUUGCUUGGCUGCUGCUAGUACUGUGAUUUCUACACCACUCCGUUUUAUGACAACGAGUUUCAGCGGUUUGGCUGCUGUUGGAUAUGGCAUGUACUGUGUGAGUCGGUUGGUUUCUGAUAUUGGUGUUCGCCGCGAUGUUUCCAAAGUUCCCGUGGAAAGGCUUGUAGCUUCACCGGACUUAGAUGAACCAGAGAAGAUGGAAAUGCUUAUAGCUUCACCUGAAGUUGAUGCACCUGAGAAGGCAGAGGAGGUUACCAAAGAAGAUUAGAGUUGGUUGAACAAACUCUUGUUGAAUUUUAAACUUAUAUGUAUGUUAAAUGUGUGAAGUUUAAUCAUCUCCCUCCAACAUUUACUGUUACAUUUGUGCACUUUCUUUAACUAUAUGGAAGAUGUUAUCCACAAAGGAUAUUGUAUCA
This is a messenger RNA of Lathyrus oleraceus (garden pea), 1244 nucleotides long. Its product is annotated as protein LEAD-SENSITIVE 1. Lineage: Eukaryota; Viridiplantae; Streptophyta; Magnoliopsida; Fabales; Fabaceae. The transcript is spliced from 3 exons. The coding region runs from base 194 to 1096 and encodes 300 amino acids. The record is from RefSeq and is a predicted model, not a curated record.